AUGGAUAACAUCAACACUGCACUUGCGACACCUCAAAACCCGUUACCAUGGUAUCUAGACACAACAAAGCUGAUCACUCAUUGUCGUUUUGGAGCGUGGGUCUGGUUACCUAUCUCUGCUGUUGUAUUUUGGUUUACAGGUCUUUUGAUACUUCUACUUAUCUGGGUGAACAAUGGUCAACCAAGAUAUACAAGUAAUUCAGCCGACAUAGUUUUCAUAUCUGAAGUAGGGGCUGCAAACGAGACUUUCUUCUUCAUCAUCUGUCUAAUCGUAAUAAUAUUGUACUUUUCCACCAUAGUCGUUACUGCGUGGCUGAGAGGUAAGGGUAGAUUACCUGGUACCAGACAAUUGACAGAGAAGAUCUGUUCGGGAUUAGCGAUCAUUUUCUGCUUCAUUGGUUGCUCAGGUCUCUUCAUUUUAUCUAAAUGGAACUGCUGGGACUAUAAAAAAGUUCACUGGUAUGGGACUUUGGUAUUCAUAAGUGGCAUAGCUAUCUCAGCAAUCUUUCAAACUAUAGAAGUGUGGUUCUUGAGCAAAGAACAUCCAGAUAGAAAACACCUAUUACGAAAUGGCAUACUCAAAUUACUCGUAGUGAUUACAUCAGUGGUAUUGGCAUCAACGUUUGGAGGAGUUUACAUGUAUUGUAAAGGCAAAGCAGUUCCUGUAGAUGGACAUACGUUUGAACAAUGCGAUAGAUCCACAUCAGCUGCCGCGGUUCUAGAAUGGACGAUAGCCUUUGGUCUGAACUUGUACUUCAUGACUCUUGUGGCUGAUUUAUGGCCGAGCGCAAAAAGCAGUCCCAGAUAUCUUGAAGCAGUAAGGAAAUAUGAAGCCGGAUUACUCAAAGAUCCUGAAAAUCCAGAGAAAAAAUCAGUUGGAGACAGCUCAGAAUCCAACAAAUACUAUCAAUGA
This is a messenger RNA of Kwoniella shivajii, 912 nucleotides long. RefSeq lists its product as uncharacterized. NCBI's taxonomy places the organism in Eukaryota, Fungi, Basidiomycota, Tremellomycetes, Tremellales, Cryptococcaceae. Gene Ontology annotation, cellular component: plasma membrane. The record is from RefSeq and is a predicted model, not a curated record. Bases 1 to 912 code for a protein of 303 amino acids. The transcript has 7 exons.